AUGUCUACAGAGAUCUCUUUGCCGAUCCUUGCUGGCCAGACCGGGCCUGGGACAGAUGGAGCAUACAACCAAGCGUCAAGUUGUUCUCAACCUUUCCAACUUGCGAAAGCCACUGCUACGGUCCCUCCUUACGUUGAUAACGACAACUUCCGUUUCAAACACAAUCGAGAGGAAUUAUGUCUGCAGUUUACUAGUGACUGGAAUAGAACUCAGACCAUGAAUACCGACAGUAGCAUGUGGGCCAUGUACUUUCCUCCCUCAUUGAAGCUCCAAUCAGAUUGUGAAAUGGAAGCCAGGCUUGCAAAAGACCUCUGUGAUUGGCCAUCCCUUCAAACAAUCGAUACCCCUCUCGCUAAAUUGGGAGUCCAAGCCGCGCGCCUCUGCGCAUUUCAAUCUCCUCUAAGCUAUGAACGAAGAACAUUGCUUCACCAACAUAUAACAUGGAUAUUCUAUAUGGACCAAGUCAGCGAAAGACUUGCUCUCUACAAUCUCCAUGCAACGGCUGGCAGCGCCUACCUGGAAAAUCUGAAAAGCAUUCUCAGAGACAACCCAGUCACAGAUAUGGAGGUGUUUAGAGGAUCUUGUCCAGACGCUCUUAUUGACAAUGCCCUAAAUGCCCAGCGCAUCUUGGCCGACGAUUUAAUGCCGCUCAAGAAAAAGCUUCUUUCACCGCAUCACAUGUCGUUGUGCAUCGACGCCCUCGACCUCUACUUUGAUACUCAGGACGAAGAAGGCCGACGAUUCUGUGCCGAACAGACUCUUAAAGAUAUCUAUCAGACCAGGGCCUUCACGGUGGGCAUCAUGGUGCCUAUUAUUCUUUGCUUGACAUGUGAACAAGCCGAGCUUUUCACACCCGAGGACCCAUGUAUGAUUCAAGUGUCAGUCAUGGCAGCUCUUUGGAACGACAUGAUUGGGUUGUUUAAGGAUCUGGAUUCUAUCGAUAACAAAGAUGAUGGCUCUGCUUACAUGAACUUCGUUCGAGUGAGCAUGAGAGAGCAGGGCUUGACUGCCAAAGAGGCUCUUCGCGCCUGUGGUCAACGAUUGAACACUCUUAUCCACGACUAUGAGUUUUAUCUAAGCUCAUACCGGCCACUUAGACGUCAACUUUACCACGCAGGCUUGGAAUUCGCUUUUAUGUACUUUGAUUUUCAUCUAAUGGGAUUGAAGGAAAGACCCAGUACGCGCUACGGUUGGAAAAUCAUCAGAUAG
Messenger RNA from Penicillium odoratum, 1209 nucleotides. Its product is annotated as terpene synthase family protein. NCBI's taxonomy places the organism in Eukaryota, Fungi, Ascomycota, Eurotiomycetes, Eurotiales, Aspergillaceae. The transcript has a single exon. The coding region runs from base 1 to 1209 and encodes 402 amino acids. The record is from RefSeq and is a predicted model, not a curated record.